UUUUAUCGUUGUCUAAGUUUAGAUCUUGGCUCUCGGGCAGCUUCUCAAGUAACAAGGCGGCGGUUUGCCUCUGGCCGCGAACGCGCGGGGGCUUUUAACGGGAGACGACCAGCAGAGCCACCGGGAAGUGGCAGGUCGCUGGAAGAUCAGGAGGAGGAGAGAAGAGGAGAGGGGGAGGGGCCUCUUCACGCCAGGUGAUAUCAUAGAACGUCUGUGACAGAAGACACAGGCGGAGAGGAGGCGGGAGGAGAAGCACAAGGCGGACUACUUUGUGUGGAAACAUCUCCCCGCCGUCUCCGCUUUCCACCUGGACGAUGGCCGAGGAAGCAGAUGGGAGAGGCGACCUCCCUCCGACCCCCGGGUCGGAGCUACAGGCCCCGCACUUUCUACAAGACGUCAUCUUCCACGGCAAGUUUAAGCUGCUGAAGGCCCUAACCCCCCAGGAGAGCUCGCUGUGCCAACACGGCCUCUUCUUCCUGGACGGUCAGCGGCGCGUGGACUACGUCCUCAGCUACCCCUCCAAGAAGCCGUCCUCGGGGCGCUCCGGCCGACAGGCGACCCACCUGCUGACCGAAAACGCCGUGGCCCGCAGCCUCCGGCGCGGCCCCCAGAGCCGCGAGCGGCACAUCCCACAGCACCAAGGACAAAGGGCAAAGGAGCCUUCGGGGGUCGACGUGGAGCUGGGCUGUCCAGCAGAGACCCUCAAUGGCCACGAGGAUCAAAAGAUUCUCCGCAGGGAGGAGUUUGAGGGGAAACUGAGGGACAUGGGGUUGGAGCUGGAGAAAGACGAGGAGACCAAGAUUUCCGGGGUGAGCUUUGUCAAGAUUCAUGCUCCGUGGAACAUCCUCUGUCGAGAGGCUGAGUUGAUGAAGCUGAAGAUGCCCACCAAGAAGGUGUAUGAAGUCAAGCAGUUACGCGGUGUGGUGGAGAAGAUUAGCUCCCUUGUCAGUAAAGUCGUUGAACCUCUCCACCCUCAAGUUGAGGAACACCAACCGAAGAACAUCAAACACCUGUCACACACUUUCUCCAGAGAGAAACAGCACCUGUUUGAUCUCUCAGACAAAGACUACUUCUUCGACAGCAAAACCAGGAGUUCAAUAGUUUUUGAAAUACUAAAAAGAACAAAAUGCAAGGCCAAGUACAGUAUGGGGAUCACCAGUCUCCUGGGUCAUGGCGUCUACACAGCAGCUUAUCCUCUACAUGACGGAGACAUUAAUGAGGAAAACGCAGUCCCCAAUGAUAGAAAGCUUUUGUAUGAAGAGUGGGCGAACUAUGGUGUCUUUUACAAGUACCAGCCCAUCGGACUUGUGAGGAAGUACUUUGGUGAGAAAAUCGGCCUGUACUUUGCCUGGUUGGGUCUGUAUACCCAGAUGCUGAUUCCUGCCUCUCUAGUGGGGGUCAUUGUGUUUCUUUAUGGAUGUGCAACGGUCAAUGACAACAUACCAAGCAUGGAGAUCUGCAACACAAUGAACAACAUCACCAUGUGUCCUCUGUGUGACCGCGUGUGCAGCUACUGGGAGCUGAGCUCGGCGUGUGCCACCGCGCGGGCCAGCCACCUGUUCGACAACCCAGCCACCGUUUUCUUCUCCAUCUUCAUGGCGCUGUGGGCUGCAAUGUUCAUGGAGCACUGGAAGAGGAGGCAGAUGAGGCUGAACUACGAAUGGGACCUGACCGGCUUUGAGGAUGAGGAGGAAGCUCUGAAGGACCACCCGAGGGCCGAGUAUGAACUCCGGGUCAUGCAGAAGUCUACGAGCAAAGAUCAAAAAGCACAGCACAAGAUUAAAAAGCUCACAUGUCAAGACCGCCUGCCAGCUUACAUGACUAACCUUGUCAUGAUGCUGCUAAUGAUCGGUGUUACGUUCGCCAUUGUGUUUGGCGUGAUCCUUUACCGGAUCUCCACCAAAGCUGCCCUCUACAUGAGCGCCAAUCCAGUCACACGCAGCAACGCGCAGCUGACGGUCAAAACCACCGCGGCCAUCAUCAACCUGGUGGUCAUCCUCAUACUGGAUGAGGUGUACGGAGCUGUGGCACGAUGGCUCACCGUGUUAGAGGUCCCUAAAACCGACAAGAGCUUUGAGGAACGACUGAUCUUCAAGACCUUCAUUCUCAAGUUUGUCAACGCUUUCACCCCCAUCAUCUAUAUUGCUUUCUUCAGGGGAAGACUGGUCGGCAGACCAGGGAGCUACCUGUAUGUGUUUGAGUCCUACAGAAUGGAAGAGUGUGCUCACGGAGGCUGUCUGAUGGAGCUGUGCAUCCAGCUGAGCAUCACCAUGUUGGGAAAGCAGCUAAUUCAGAACAACCUUUUUGAGAUUGGCGUACCCAAGCUGAAGAAGCUGAUUCGCUACAUUCGGUCGAAGCAAGGGGCUUUUCAGGAAGAAGAGAGACAGAAGAAGCUGCAGAGAUACGAAACCGACCACUUCCUGGAGCCGUUUGCUGGCUUAACGCCGGAAUACAUGGAAAUGAUCAUCCAGUUUGGCUUUGUCACGCUGUUCGUGGCGUCCUUCCCCCUGGCCCCGCUCUUCGCUCUGCUCAACAACAUCAUUGAGAUACGACUGGAUGCCAAGAAGUUUGUGACUGAGCUGCGAAGGCCGGUGGCAGCGAGAGCCAAAGACAUUGGUAUAUGGUACAACUUACUAAGAGGGGUAGCAAAUGUGGCCGUCAUCAUUAACGCGUUUGUCAUCUCCUUCACCUCAGACUUCAUCCCUCGGAUGGUCUACCAGUACAUGUACAGCCCCGACGGCUCCAUGCACGGAUUUGUCAACAACACGCUGUCCUACUUUAACGUCAGCCACUUCCAGCAGGGCAAAGAGCCCAUGGACCCGCUGUACCUCGGCCACCCCGUCCAGAUGUGCAGGUAUAAGGACUACAGAGACCCCCCCUGGUCAACCACUCCGUACGAGAUCUCAAAGGAGUUCUGGGCCGUGCUGGCGGUCCGACUGGCUUUUGUCAUUGUUUUCCAGAACGUCGUGAUGCUCAUGAGCGACAUUGUGGACUGGCUGAUACCGGACAUCCCCAAAGACAUCAGCCUCCAGAUCCACAAGGAGAAGAUCCUGCUGGUGGACCUCUUCCUGAAAGAGGAGCAAGGCAAGGCCGGCAAUCUCGAGCGCAGGUCCUGUGUGGAGGGAAAGGAGAAUUGGAGCAGCAGCAACAACAACAACAAGCACAGCAGCAGCACGGCCGCUCAGCCCCGCUCGGGUCUGCACACCAACAGCACCAACAGCCUCUAGUGCUACAAACAAUCAGCUGUUCCUUCUGCGGAGCACAGCCCACGAGCCGAGUCCAACCCAAACUGUGUUGUUGUUCUUUUUUUUGUUCAGAACAUUCCAGCAGCCACAUGCACGUCGCAAAGUGUCCCAAUCGACACUUUUUGCACGCGUAGCAGCAUUUGUGAAUCCAUUCACAGAUCAGUAAAUUAGCAUGAGGAUUUGAGAAAAUGUAGAAGAAGAAUGCAUGCUCAGUGUCUGUAAAUAAGAGUAGUUGGAGGUAAGUCUGAUUUGGAACUUGUUUAUUCAUCUCGCCAGAUGCCCUGAUUGGACACAUCAAAGAGAAGUAAAAGGAAAAAUAAGAAUAAUUGUUUCAACACAUUCUCAUUCCUCUUCACCUACGGACGCUUGGACAGAAUCCCUUCGCACCUCUUUUUGGUUGGAUCAUCAGUACCACGCGAUGUGAUGUCAGGUCCACGGAACGAGACACGGGGCUGGUUGUGUGCUCACUGCCCGGUGGUCGCCUCUCGUCCUCCAUGUGCGACCAAUAAAAAGGGCUUCAGAUUUCACAAUAGCAACAAUUUGCCUUCAAGAGCUGAAGAAAUAAUUUCCAUUUCGGACUUCACAUUGGCGCCGCGGCGUAGUGCAGCGCCGGUAGCUACGCGGUGUUACGUGUACAACGCAACGUGCACUUUUUCAUGUAACCAAUGGGAAAUGUCUCAUUCUUGUAUUUGCCAUUGUAUCUCGGUAUUAGUUCUCUGCAGCUGUAGAUUGGUAUUUUUAUUAUUGAACACAAAUACUGAAAACUAAAAAAGACGUUACUCUGCAGAAAUGCUUCUAACUACGUUGAAUUUGAAUCGCUUUGGCGUUGCAUCCCGCACAUCCUCUUGUUGUGAGUGAAGCAAUGACUUGGUCUCGCCUGCCUAAUAAAAGGAGGAGAGGACGGGAAAUGUAUACUCUCAAUAAAUAUUGUAUUUCUAUAGCAUCUUGACUCAGGACAGUAUGUGUAUCUGGUUCAAUCAUUCACUCAGCUCACUCAGAUAGAACCUGAGCUACAGAAUGAACUGUUAACGUCGACUAAAGCUCUACAGAGGGAUGGUGGCAAAGUGAGGUUUACAGACGGCUUGUACAUCAUGUAGGUUGUAUUGACUUCAAUGUAAAAGCAUUGUGGAAUCAGCCGCUUUAAAAUGUUAAAGAGAAAGCUUUCAACCAGGGUUGAGUACGACGUCUCAAAGUGUUUUGUGUACUUUUGUACAUUUAUUUGUUUCCCAGUUAUUACUAUAUAGUUCGAUUGUCAGUGAUUCCAAAGCACACAGUAGUUUAUGAUGGUCAUUAUUACAUAAAUAUAUAAUUAUGGAACAUUAAAGUGAAUAUAGUAAUGAUUUGUGAAUUUGAACGAAAAAAAUAAAAUUUUGUUUUUCGGUCGGAA
This is a messenger RNA of Gasterosteus aculeatus aculeatus (three-spined stickleback), 4632 nucleotides long. Its product is annotated as anoctamin-1. NCBI's taxonomy places the organism in Eukaryota, Metazoa, Chordata, Actinopteri, Perciformes, Gasterosteidae. Gene Ontology annotation, cellular component: plasma membrane. Gene Ontology annotation, molecular function: protein dimerization activity; intracellularly calcium-gated chloride channel activity. The record is from RefSeq and is a predicted model, not a curated record. Gene Ontology annotation, biological process: chloride transmembrane transport.